UACCAAAGAACACAAUAUUACCCCCCUCACCCACCUUGACCCCCACACCCCCCGCCUACUAUACUGAAGCACCCUUAUACCCACCAUUGUUGUCCCCUAGGUUCCAAACCAUCCACCAGAAAUUCCUCCAUGAGUUAGAAGAUGCGAAACGUAGCAGCGAGCACGGUAACGAGAAGGUUCUUGGACUUAUAAUGGGCAUGAAAUUCUUUCGCGUGAAGAUGUAUCCUGUCGAGGAUUUCGAGGCUUGUUUCAGGUUUCUUCGAGUGCUCGCCGACUUUAGUCUCGAAGUAAAAGACCGCGAGAUCAAACAUGGACUGGCGAGUUUGUUCGUGGAAAUUCUUAUCCCUGUUGCUGCUGCGGUUAAAACUGAGGUCAACGUUCCUGUGUUGCGAGACUUCGUUGACGCCUUGUAUCCAACGUCACUCGAACUUUCCAAACGCAAGAAAAACCUCCUUGCGUUAUAUCCCCUUGUAACCUGUUUACUGUGCGUCUCACAAAAACAAUUCUUUCUCAAUAAUUGGCAUAUUUUCCUCGAUAAUUGUUUGUCGAAUUUAAAGCAUCGUGACCAGAAGGUAUGUCGUGUCUCGCUUGAAUCUUUGUAUCGGUUAAUAUGGACGUACACGGUUCGCAUCAAGUGUGAAAGUAACACCGCCACCCAGAGUCGAUUGUUGUCGAUUAUUCGUGGGUUGUUUCCCGUUGGUUCGAGGAACGUGGUGCCAAAGGACACCCCACUAAGCAUAUAUGUGAAGAUCAUUCAAUUCAUCGCACAAGAAAGACUGGACUUCGCGAUGAAAGAAAUCAUCCUUGAGCUUCUAUGCAUUACUUCCACCAUAACCAGGAACCCUAAGAUUUCGGUGCUUCACCCUGAGAGGAUGAAUAUUGGUCUCCGUGCCUUCCUUGUAGUAACCGACAGCCUGCAGCAAAAGGAGGGAGCCCCUCCCAUGCCAUCAACUAUAGGGGUGAUGCCAUCAGGGAAUACACUGAGAGUGAAGAAAACUUAUUUAAACAAAUUAUUAACCGAUGAUGAUGCAAGAACUAUAGGAGUCCUGCAAUAUCAUAAACCUGUACAGAAAGCUUUGGAUUAUAUUCUGCAAACACUGGAUUCCCAAGUUGGCCAAAAGAUGAUGAUGACGAACGCUCACGUCAGCAACAAGGCAUUUGAUCUCGGUGGAAUUGAAAUUAAACCAAAGAUUGAAUUGUUUCGAACAUGCAUUGCAGCAAUGCCAAGGUUACUCCCGGUUGGUGCCCUAACCUUCCCCUCCAUAUUCGAACUAUUAUCCCGUCUCACGAUCCACAUUGAUGAGGAAGUUCGGUCGCUUGCCUUCAACUCGCUUCAUUUAUUUUGUCUCGACUUUAACGAUAAACGGGAAGAUUUGAUCGCAACGUUCGUGUCUUUUAUAUUGAACAAGGUAACUGACAUUCACCCCAUACUACUUGAUACAGCAAUCAAACAUCUCAUACAACUGACCACUGGGUGGAAGAAUAAAGUGUUUGGGACUUCCCCUGAUGUCAGUUACAACAAGAACACAUACGCCCCGUUCAUCGCACGAAUUGAAGGAUUUGCGUUGGUUUUGUUUUGUAGCUGUCGAAGUGUAACGCGGAAACUUGCAAUACUAUUGUUAAAGGAGGUAAAGUCCCUCGCUCAAGCGUUAAACCCCGGCAAAGAUCGCAACGAACUUUGCAUUGACGCGCUUGAUCGAUUCACCCCCGACGUCGUGUAUGAGGUUAUACAGCAGCAUAGAGAUCUUAUAUCUGCCUCCAACGCUGAUUAUAAUAUGCUCAAGUUAUGUUCGUUGAAAAAUGAUGUUUCUAUGUUGAUUGAAGAAAGUUCGUCCUGGCAUCAGAAUGGCUGCGAAGAUUUAUGGAGUUGCGUAAUAUCCUCGUUCCUUCACCCUCAACGCAUCCCAUCGUUAUGUGGGGGCGCUAUGGAUCAUGCGUGGCUCGACGUGUGUAUGAGGUUCACGCAAGUUGGGACGAACAUUGAAGCUGCGAAUAAUACUUCCAAUAAAAAGAGCUCUGUAUCCACCAACAGCAUCGAUUCCAACCUUCCACUGUGGUACAACUACGUGGUGUUCAUAUGUAGAUCAGCACCUGCCAAUAUCACAAUUAUGAAGAAACAAGCAUCCAACGCAAUAUUGGCCGGCACACCAGACUGGAUGGUGGCUUUAAUUAAAGACGUUGAGCGUCAGAAAGCGACGCCCUCAUAUGUCUUCCAACGGUUGAUAUCUUUGCUAAAAGUUGAAAACAACAACGCACUUCGUGAUUCAGCUGUGGUUGGGUUGGGGUCUACGAGCAUCACGUCAUUCAACGAUCUGAUCCAUGAGUUGCUUCCCGUGAUUCAUGACGCCACCAAACCUCACCGACAGGAAAACAUUCGUCGUAAACGUAAACGCGAUGUUGUGCGUCUCAUGUUGGUAAGAAUAUUCCAACGACUCGCUAAAGCUGAGGUACUUAGCGAGGCAAUUGUUCGAACGUUCAACGAAACGUCUAAGGAGAAAAGUUUCGUCCAAAUAUUCUUGGAUUACAUUAAAGACACCUGCGCGUUCCUUGAAUCUGUCGAGAAAUUAGAUUCAAGUCAUGUUGUCGGAAACCAGAACCCAAGCUUCCCAAACUUUCCACCAGGGGGCGCCACACCCAACCCACAAAAUACUCCGAGCCACUCGAGGUCGCUAGAUGAGUUACGACGAUAUUUUGGAUCCACGAUAACGUUGGUGAUCAAACACUUGCCGAGUGAAAUCCAAACUACCUUCCUACCAUCUGAACUAAGGAGAAGUUUGUUCUUUCUAUUUGGGAGAUUGUGCAGCAAGUAUGAGGGGGAUGGGAGCGCGUUGGAUAGAUUGGAUGCUUUGGAUGAUAAGGUGGGGGGGUGAUUAGUCGACACCAUG
Molecule: messenger RNA, 2885 nt
Organism: Ciona intestinalis (vase tunicate)
Lineage: Eukaryota; Metazoa; Chordata; Ascidiacea; Phlebobranchia; Cionidae
Source: RefSeq, a predicted model, not a curated record